This is a messenger RNA of Asterias rubens (European starfish), 1122 nucleotides long. Its product is annotated as thyrotropin-releasing hormone receptor-like. Gene Ontology annotation, cellular component: membrane. Gene Ontology annotation, molecular function: G protein-coupled receptor activity. The coding region runs from base 1 to 1122 and encodes 373 amino acids. The transcript has a single exon. NCBI's taxonomy places the organism in Eukaryota, Metazoa, Echinodermata, Asteroidea, Forcipulatida, Asteriidae. Gene Ontology annotation, biological process: G protein-coupled receptor signaling pathway. The record is from RefSeq and is a predicted model, not a curated record.
AUGGCGUUGAAUGACACAGCUUGGACCGACAUCGCCACGACUGCUAGCGGUGAUGAAGAACUUAAUACGUCUUUUGCACCAAAUCAGUUGCUUCUAAUAGCCAUUCGACUCUGUAUUGGAGUGUCCGGAAUCAUUGGUAACCUGUUAGUUUGCAUCGUGGUGGCGCGCCUGUGGAGCACCAAUAAACGCAACACGACCAAUACCCUGAUCGCCAAUCAAGCUCUGAUUGACUUAUGUGCUUCAAUCCUCCUCGUGGGCCUGACCAUUACGGAACUCGCUGAAGUAUCUCCUCCUGAAAACUACUUCUUCGGGCAGAUUUUCUGUAAGUUCUGGUCUUCAAGAUUCUGUCUGUUCGCUGCGUAUGCGGCGUCCACGUUCAACCUGACUGAGAUAUCAGUGGAACGCUAUCUAGCCGUCAUUCAUCCUAUUUACUACUCCAGGAAAUUCGCAAACACCACCAUCGCCAAAACAUUGCCAAUUAUACCCUGGCUAGUCGGGCCAUUUUGGCAGUUCAUCAUUGCGGUGUUGAGAUACGACUUCAUACCAGAAACCGUACCGGCAUCUUGCACCUAUGAGGCCGCACUCUACACCAGUGCAAUGGAGAAGAUCUUCGGCAUCUUGGUUUUUCUGUGGGAUUACUUCAUCCCAAUGAUCAUCAUGACGUUUUCCUUCGUCAAGAUAUUCCUCAGAUUCCGGCAGCAGAACAUCAAAGUUGCAAACCAACCACCACCACAGCGUGCAACGCAAGGAGCAAACGUCAUCAGUACCAACUCGACUGGUCAAGAUGGCGCCUCCCUAGUAACAGCGGGUGACACCAGCCAGCCAGGUUCCAGCACUCAGCCUGCGAACACCAAAGGCACCAAAUCGUCCGGAAACAUCCAACGCAAAAACGUGACCAAAACACUGUUCACUGUGUAUGUCUUUUACGUCAUCUGCUGGUCGCCUGACCAAUGGGCGUUCCUGCAGUACAAUCUGGGCGGGAGCCUUGACUUCUUCAGUUCCUUCAUCAAUUUUGCUAUCCUUGCUGCACAGUUGAACUCUUGCGUCAACCCGUUUAUCUAUGGUCUCCAGUAUAGACAUUACCGAAAGGGGUUAGUGAAACUUCUGCGAUGUGGAAGAUAA